AUGCAUAAGUUGAGAUCACUCGACAUCGUCCACGUCACAGUCCGUGUGUGGACGACUUUGUGUAUGCAUGUGGUCGUCAGCGCCGGGGACCCACAUCGCGCGUUCACCGAAGUUGGCUAUAAGAAGUGGUUUCAGUUGACGUUGAGAGAUCGAGACUUCAGGGAGGGACUUACAUUUUUUGGGAGGGGCAAGGUCAAUGUGAAGAGCGUCGGUAAUGGACCUCCCGACCGGUGA
This is a messenger RNA of Microbotryum saponariae, 234 nucleotides long. Lineage: Eukaryota; Fungi; Basidiomycota; Microbotryomycetes; Microbotryales; Microbotryaceae. The record is from the annotation of a GenBank genome assembly.